Messenger RNA from Rhincodon typus (whale shark), 2199 nucleotides. RefSeq names its product adrenoceptor alpha 2C (gene adra2c). Bases 243 to 1520 code for a protein of 425 amino acids. Gene Ontology annotation, molecular function: alpha2-adrenergic receptor activity. The record is from RefSeq and is a predicted model, not a curated record. Lineage: Eukaryota; Metazoa; Chordata; Chondrichthyes; Orectolobiformes; Rhincodontidae. The transcript has a single exon. Gene Ontology annotation, biological process: regulation of vasoconstriction; adenylate cyclase-activating adrenergic receptor signaling pathway; platelet activation. Gene Ontology annotation, cellular component: membrane.
GAUAGAGAGGGACAGAGAGAUAGAGAGGGACAGAGAGGGACAGAGAGACAGACAGAGAGAGAGAGUGUGUUUGGUCGGGGCUGCAAUCCAACUCUUCAGAGAGAGAGGAAGAGGAGCGGGAUGACAGUUUGGGAAUUGGAUCCAGAGCCAUGAGGAGAAGGGGAGGUGAGGACCACCUCGCCUUUGGCCCGGGGCCGUGCCCGCUUGCCCGGCUCUUACCCUGCGGACUGUGAGAGACGGAGAUGGGGGCGGUCAACGCCACCGCCUUCAAUACUUCCCAGUGGCCGGAGGCCGGAGGUGGGGCUGGCCAGUACUCGGCCGGAGCUGUGGCCGGCUUGUCGGCUCUGGUAGGCUUCCUGAUCCUGUUCACGAUCGCGGGCAACACACUGGUGGUGAUCGCGGUGUUGACGAGCCGGGCUCUCAGGGCACCCCAGAACCUGUUCCUGGUGUCCUUGGCCAGCGCGGACAUCCUGGUGGCCGCUUUGGUGAUGCCCUUCUCGCUGGCCAACGAGCUGAUGGGCUACUGGUACUUCGGGUCGGUCUGGUGCGAUGUCUACCUGGCUCUGGAUGUCUUGUUCUGCACUUCGUCCAUCGUACACCUGUGUGCCAUCAGCCUGGACAGGUACUGGUCCAUUGUCAAGGCGGUAGAGUACAACCUCAAGAGGACUCCUGGUAGGAUCAAGGCGGCCAUCGUCACCGUCUGGCUCAUCUCGGCCAUCAUCUCCUUCCCUCCCCUGAUUUCCACCUCCCGGCCAGUGGAGGACCAGCUCCGACCCUCUUGCCGCAUCAACGACGACACCUGGUACAUCCUGCUUUCAUGCGGCGCCUCUUUCUUCGCCCCCUGCCUCAUCAUGCUCCUGGUCUACCUCCGCAUCUACCGGGUGGCCAAGCACCGGACCCGGAGCCUGUCGGUGAAGAGAAACGGCCCGGAUGGCUCCUCGCAGACCGAGGAGGUUCCCAGCCGGCCCGCCUCCCUCAAGCAGCAAGGGGACGUAGGGAGUGCUGCUACCGGCAGCAGCGGCGGCGGCGGGGCUGCAGGAGGAGAGCGCCAGAAUGGCCACUACUGCUCGGCCGCUGAGCAAACCGAGCCCGAGGACAGCUCCGCUUCCAAGACCCCCCCUUCCAGGAAGGAAGCUUCCAAGAAAGACUCGGGCCUGAGCCGCCAGCGCCUGUCCCGCUCCAGCAGCCGCUCUUUCGAUGUGUUCUCCACCCGGCGGAGGCGGCGAGGCAGCCGAAUGUCCAGGAGCAAGGCCUCCCAGGCCAGAGAGAAACGCUUCACCUUCGUGCUGGCCGUGGUCAUGGGGGUCUUCGUGCUGUGCUGGCUCCCUUUCUUUUUCAGCUACAGCCUGUACGGUAUCUGCCGGGAGCUGUGCGAGAUCCCAGAGACCCUCUUCAAAUUCUUUUUCUGGAUUGGUUACUGCAACAGCUCCCUCAACCCUGUCAUCUACACCAUCUUCAACCAGGACUUCAGGAGAGCUUUCCACAAAGUCCUCUUCAAACCCAAGAAAAGGACAUUCUAGUUCAGCCUCUCUCCAAACCCCCCCACCCCCACCCCUUCUUCAAACUGCUGUCCCCAGUCUCUGGGUCUGAACAUGUAUGUAAUCUAUAUGCUGUUAUGUGUGGAUGUAGGAAAAUGCGUAUGUGUCAUAAAAGUUGAAGUCUCCAUAUCCUACCAGAUCACAGGGCUUGCUCUCCCAUGGGAGAGAGAGAGGACUGGCGGUGGUUUGUUUGUUGUCCAACGGGAACUCCACUCUGUACACUGACUGUGGCUAGCCAGCUAAUAGUCAGUUGAGGAGAUCUUCUGAAUCCUCUUUAUUUUUACUGGUGGUGGUUUAAUACUAUGGUCACCAAGCCUCAGGCCAGGGAAGAGGAUGAGAAGAAGAGUCCUUCCUGGUAACCUCAGCUGGUGCUGGAAUUGAACCCAUGCGUCACUCUGAUUUGCAAACUGUGUCAUAUAAAUAUAUGUAUAGAUGGAGCAUAUUCUAUCUCCAUAUAUAUAUAUGUAUAAAUACUGAUUGUUUGGUUUGAUUAUAUAUGAUGAUGGUUCAAUUUUAUAUGUAAUCCAACCAGCCAAAUGUGAAAGAGUUAAAUUCUAACUAACAUUUAGUUCCGAUAUUUUCUUGUGCCUAUGUGUUUCGCAGUUACAAUAUGUAAUAUUUAGCUUUCUUCCUUCCCCCAUUCAAAAUCAUGCCUGGCAAC